GUCCACACAUUUUCAAUUCACGGUCUCUCUCUUUUCAAAUUUCAGUUGGAUUUCUUCGUUUCUACUCUUUUUUGUUCCUUUUUUGGUAAGAUGUUCAUGCGUUGUCGAUCGAGUAAAGGGUCUCCCCAGAAAAUCAGAAGUUAAAACACUACAACUCACGUUCAUCAGCAACCUCCGUUGCGAUCCAACCCGUUUUGUGUAUAUUAAACACCCAUUUCCCAGUUCAUACGUUCAUCCAAAUCUUCCGAAAGUAUCAUUUCUUCCCCUUUUGUUCGUCUCUGCUGCAUUUGAUUUCAAAAUCCUCUGAAGUUUGUGGGGUUUUGGUGUUUUCAUCUGGGUGUGAAAUCGAUCGCACUAAUUGAUUUGGUGAAAAAAAGGGUUUCUGUGAUUCAGUGGGUGGGUGACUUCUUGUGCAUUGGUAAUGUUCUUGAUGACGGCGGCGCUUUGCUGUUGAAGCGACGGAGGAGUGUUCUUGUGGUUUAAAAUUUCUUGUUGAUGAUUCUUCACGGCUCCGUCUUCUCCAUUUGCAGGGAUGCUGCUGGAGUCGCCGGGCACAUCUUUGCUUUUGGGCUGUUCUUGUCACCUCUAGAUACGUUUCGACGUGUUAUCCGAAACCAAACAACCGAACAGUUUUCGGGUUUGCCAUAUAUAUAUGCUUUGUUGAACUGCCUCAUUUGUCUAUGGUAUGGCACCCCCCUCAUUUCCCCAAGAAACACGAUGGUCGUGACGAUCAACUCGAUCGGCGCGGUGUUUCAGUUAGUCUACAUCUUUCUCUUCAUCACAUAUGCUGAAAAGGGAAGAAAGAUGAAAAUGAUUGGAUUGUUGCUUGCAGUGUUUGCCAUUUUCAUAGCUAUUGUUGCAGGGAGCUUACAGAUAGCUAACGUCCCUUUGCGACGAAAUGUCGUCGGGAUCUUGAGUUGUGCAUCUCUCGUAUCGAUGUUUGCUUCUCCAUUGUUCAUAAUC
Molecule: messenger RNA, 963 nt
Organism: Cucurbita pepo subsp. pepo (vegetable marrow)
Lineage: Eukaryota; Viridiplantae; Streptophyta; Magnoliopsida; Cucurbitales; Cucurbitaceae
Source: RefSeq, a predicted model, not a curated record